UACAGUGAAAGUUCGCAUAUGAACGUGUGUCCAAAUUAUAGUCACCACCGACCAGUGUUCGACGGCCGCCAAAUGCAUCCCAAGCUGUACGAACUGUUACGCUCGCGAAGCACGAGGAUCUUAUUGGGAGACGAUGAGGAAGCCGGUGACGAACAGCAGCAGCAGUCACAGAGUUCGGUUCCAGCGGAGGAAAACGGUGAUAGCAACAGCACAAUAGGAAGUAACAACGGCAACAGUGGGAACAGUAACAGCGGCAGCAACAGCAGUAAUCACAGCAGUCGAAGUAAUAGCAGUGCCGAAAUGAACGGUGGCGGAAUCGAACCCGGCAUCGAUACGAAGCUUGAAAAGGAAAUGAGCGAUAGAAGUCCAUCGCGAGUGACACCUUCGCCACCGCCAUCACAACCUCCGGACGAAGCUCCAAACAGGGAUGAAACACCGGCGGACGAUGACGAUGAUGCGGUGUUGCCGUUGUGCGAAAUCAAGCAAGAACCGAACGCAGAACAGGAAUCCGUCGGCAAAGAGCACAGGCCCGGUUCGACUGGUUCUUCCCAAGGACAAACGCCCUCGCCGACACCCGUCCCGAUGCUGCGGCUAAAUGUGGCCCUUGCCGCCGAUCCAGCCGCCAACCCAGAUGCAAAGGAUCUCAAGAACCUCAGCGAUGCCGAGGCAGCCCUCGAGGAGAAGCAAUCUCAUCACCACCACCAUCAUCACCAACAACAACACGCACUCAACAUGGCCAUCGGUCCUCCGCCGGCCCUCCAAUCGUUGGGCAACACACCACCGGCAUUGCUAAGCCGCAAGCCCACUCCAUCGCUGAAAGGUCCCGAAUUGACUCUGCCGGUAGAAUUACCACCACGGCUGCCCAUGUACAUCUGUGAACCCUGUGGCAUUCGCUUUUCGUCCGCUUCGACGCUAGAAGCACAUCAAACGUACUACUGCUCGCACCGGAAAGAUGCGGACGAAGCAGGUGGCGGUGGCGGUGGUGGUGGUGGUGCUGGUGCCGGAGGAACUGGGGGAUCUGCUGCCAACGCUGUGUCGUCGGGCGGCUCAUCCAGCGGUGGUGCUAGCGCUGUCAAGAAUGCACAUCCCGGAGGCGAUGGUGCUGGCGAACCACCGGCAAAGGCACUCAAAACUGGCAAACAGUACGCCUGCUCGCAGUGUUCGUACAGCGCGGACAAAAAAGUUUCGCUUAACCGGCACAUGCGCAUGCACCAGUCGUCUCCAUCCCCAUCACCGGUCGGUGCGAUCGUAAACGGUGACGAAGCCGGCGUCGUUCUUGCCGGCCAUCAUCAUGUGCAGCAGCAACAGCAGCAACAGCAACAGCUUCAGCUUAUCCAAGCCCAAGCAGUGGCCGCAGCUGCAGCCGUCCUGCACCAACAGCAACAACAGCAACAGCAAGGACAACAACCGCAAGGACCAGCACCCCAGGUCGACCGUUAUUGUUCCGAUUGUGAUAUACGAUUCUCCAGCACCAAGACCUAUCGGGCGCACAAGCAACACUACUGCAGUUCGCGCCACCGCGAAGGGCAACAGUCGAACAACUCAACGCCCAAACCAUCGUCCGCCCCGAAGUCGGGUUCGCAGAGCCCUCCGGACGUUCCGAAAACACCACCGGGGGCCGCCAGUCAGCAACCGUUCCUGGCGCUGCCGACGAAUCCCAUCAUCGUGAUACCGUACUCGCUGAUCCGUGGGGCCAGCGUCAUUCCGGGUUUGCUCUCAUCUCUUGCACCCGGCGUGGCCAAUCCCGAGUCCGCUUGUUUCAUUUUUCAAAACGGCAGUUUGCAACCGAUCGCAAUGUCGCUAGCAUCCCAGGUACAGGCGGUAACGGCUGCCAUAGCGCCGAGCGGGUUUGAAGGUUUGGUAGGACACAAUCAAACACCAAAUCGACCCACACCAACUUCUGGCGCUAUCAGCUGCAAUCAACCGCAGCCACAUCAACAGCAACCUUCCCGCGGUCACACACCAAACAUAUCGAACAGUAGUGAUAAUAAUAGCGUGCACAGCGGUUCCGGUGGAGCCUCAACCGGUGAAGUGCUAAAAGCUAUCAAUAAGCGAGACAAUUCUUCUAACAAAGAACAACCGACCGGUUCAACUCCGCUCGAUCUUUCGGUGCGGCGACUGUCACCGGGUGCUAUCGGUAGCCUAAGCCUUCGCGAACGAUCCCUCUCACUGUCGUCGGCGGUGUCGGCCGAUCCGCGGCUAGAUUUCGACAGUCUCAUGGAGGGUAAGGAGAAUCUGUCCGUCAGCGGUGAUUCGCUCACACCGGAACAGAUUGUGUGUGCCCCUUCGUUGCCGGGCAGUCCACCGCUUACCCCUUCACCGAAGCGUCGCUCCAACAGUCCACGCGGUGGUGGUGGUCCACCGGUAUCAAACGCGGCCGCUGUGGCCGCAGCAGCAGCAGCAGCUGCCGCCGCUGCUGGCCAGCACAAUCUCGGUGGUCCCGUGGGUGGAUUGUCCAUUUCACCGCUUACACUGCAGCAGCAACUAAUGCGACCGCUGCUUCCAGCCGACAUUGCACUCCGCCUAUCGGCCGUCGGUGAUCCGGCCGUUAAUUUGAACCUCAACAUCCUGCCCAACGCCCACCCGCUACUGACAAAGCAAGGCGUGGAACUAGCGCUCCGUCUCUCCUCUUCCGGUGGGUCUGCUUCCGAUGGGCUGGCGAAACCACAGAUAUCUCCACUGCUCAACAGCAUCUCCCCAACGGGCGGAGGUGGUGGACCACCGGGAGCUACUUCCGCAGGACCCGUUCUCGCUCCCCAAACGCCCCAAAUCUUUGUGAAGCAGGGCGAUUCCAAGUGUAAGGAGUGUAACAUUGUGUUCUGCAAGUACGAAAAUUAUCUCGCACACAAGAAACAUUACUGUUCCGCUCGCAACCAGGAGGAUGGUGAGCUGCCCAAGGUUAGUCCACCGAUCUCUCCACAAGCGUUGGCGGGCGGUGCACCAUCCGGUGCUAGCCCAUCGAUCAGUGUCGGAUCGGUCGCGUAUCAGCAGCUUAUUUGUGCUGCUUGCGGCAUUAAGUUUACCUCGUUGGAUAAUCUCAGCGCUCACCAAAUGUACUACUGUCCGAAGCGUAUUGACGCACCACUUCCAGUGAGCGCCGCACCGACUGCUGUAGUAACCACGCAACCGCACAAGGAGCGUUGCUCCAAGUGCAAGAGUAUGCACGAACCUGGUCAACCGUGUACGGUCGCCGGACACGGUGCGUACAAGUGUCCGAUCUGUGAGGAGAUCAGUCCGAACUCGACGGAAGCACGUCGUCACAUGGAUACGCACGGUGGUGUAAAGGCGUUCCGAUGCACGAUCUGCCGGUACAAGGGUAACACUCUUCGCGGCAUGCGCACCCACAUCCGAAUGCACUUUGACAAGAAAACGAGCGAGUUUAACGAGGAGAACUUUAUCACCUGCAUACUGGAAGAGGAUGGCAUUGAAAUACCGCCGGCAGGAGCACAAAAUGCGGCCGCCAUGGCAGCUGUUGCCGCCGCGCAUGCAAUCGCUUCCCAAAAGUUCGCCCCGGCACAGGAACCGGACACCACGGGUGUACCGCGCAUCUCACCACCCGCGGCAUCCUCGACCGGCAAUGGACAGCUUGUGCGACAUCAGUGUGAAUUUUGUCCAUACAGCUCAAGCUAUCGGGUGAAUGUGGCCAAACAUAUCAAACACGUACAUGGCCGGGAGAGACCUUCGACCGGCCACUCACCACUAAUCGGUGAGGGAGGAGAAUCUUUGCUGUACAAUGGGACGGUCGGGAUUGAAACGGGUGGUGCAAUUACACGGCCACCGAUUGCCAGCACACCGGGACUUACCGUGGCCAAUAGUCAAGCCAUUAAAUUGGAACCAAAGGACGACACGCACGGUGGUCUGCAGCAGGACGACCCAGACACACCCGACAUUAAUGUGGACAUCGUGAUGGAAGAGCCGGCCAUUAAAAGCGAAGUGUUUGAUCCGCACAUGCCUUCGCUUAACUCGCCGCUCGGUUCUCCGGCAGCAUCUCCGCUACCCCCGGUGGCAUUGUCCACCAACGUUACCCAGCAGAGCGUGAAAACGAAAUCUCAUCCAACGGCAAGCUCUCCAUCGGAGCAUGGCAUUAAAACACCGUCACCACCGGUAGUGGUGGAAGUGUCCGGUGGAUCACCAGCGUCCCAACCUCAACCUACGCUCCUGCCCGGCCCCAAGUACUGUGACACGUGUGACAUUACGUUUAACUACACCAACACUUACAUAGCGCACAAGAAAUUCUACUGUAAAGCGACAAUAGCAGCAGCAGCAGCAGCAGCAGCGGCUACCGCUGCCGCAGCAGGAAAUGCCGCCGGUAUCCAAACUGGCGGUACCAGCGUUGGCCGGCGUAGUGCAUCCGCGUCACCCAGUCGGGCAGCAACUGGCGGUGCAACAAGCCCUGCCGUUACGGUGGCCGUUAAUCGUGCCACGGAAACGUCUGUCUAA
This is a messenger RNA of Anopheles maculipalpis, 4440 nucleotides long. RefSeq names its product zinc finger protein ush (gene ush). Gene Ontology annotation, biological process: cell differentiation; heart development; negative regulation of transcription by RNA polymerase II. The transcript has 9 exons. Gene Ontology annotation, molecular function: RNA polymerase II-specific DNA-binding transcription factor binding. The record is from RefSeq and is a predicted model, not a curated record. The coding region runs from base 19 to 4440 and encodes 1473 amino acids. Gene Ontology annotation, cellular component: nucleus. NCBI's taxonomy places the organism in Eukaryota, Metazoa, Arthropoda, Insecta, Diptera, Culicidae.